Molecule: messenger RNA, 773 nt
Organism: Balaenoptera musculus (blue whale)
Lineage: Eukaryota; Metazoa; Chordata; Mammalia; Artiodactyla; Balaenopteridae
Product: mortality factor 4-like protein 1
Biological process (GO): chromatin organization; regulation of DNA-templated transcription
Cellular component (GO): nucleus; NuA4 histone acetyltransferase complex
Source: RefSeq, a predicted model, not a curated record
GUUUUAUCUACUCUAGUUCCUUUGCAUUUCCAGACAAAGCCAAUCAGGAGCAGUAUGCAGAGGGGAAGAUGAGAGGGGUUGCCCCUGGAAAGAAGACUUCUGGUCUGCAACAGAAAAAUGUUGAAGUGAAAACAAAAAAGAACAAACAGAAAACACCUGGAAAUGGAGACGGUGGUAGUACGAGUGAGACACCUCAGUCUCCUCGCAAGAAAAGGGCCCGAGUAGCUUCUACUGUUGAAAAUGAGGAAACAUUCAUGUACAGAGUUGAAGUUAAAGUAAAGAUUCCUGAAGAACUAAAACCAUGGCUUGGUGAAGACUGGGACUUAAUUACCUGGCAAAAACAGCCCUUUUAUCUUCCUGCCAAGAAGAAUGUGGAUUCCAUUCUAGAGGAUUCUGCAAAUUACAAGAAAUCUCGAGGAAACACAGAAAAUAAGGAGUAUGCUGUUCAUGACGUUGUGGCAGGGAUCAAGGAAUACUUCAAUGUAAUGUUGGGCACUCAGCUGCUCUGCGAAUAUGAGAGACCACAGUAUGCUGAAAUCCUCGCAGAUCACCCUGAUGCACUGUCCAAGGUGCAUGGAGCGCCACAUCUACUGAGAUUAUUUGUACGUACUGGAGCAAUGUUGGCCUAUGCACCUCUGGAUGAGAAGAGCCUUGCUUUAUUACUGAAUUACCUCCAUGAUUUCCUAGAAUACCUGGCAAAGAACUCUGCAACUUUGUUUAGUGCCAGUGAUUAUGUAGUGGCUCCUCCUGAGUACGAGCGGAAAGCUGUGUGA